AUUUACUGAACGUAGCCUGUAUUAUUCGAGAACGUUUCGCUCACGCGUGUGUCAAUUUGCGGUUAUAAUUUGUCGCCUUAUAUAAAAAUCUACGAAGAAAGAUGUAUCCUGGACGUGCACCUAUUUUAGUCCUAAGCCAAAACACAAAACGUGAUAGCGGCAAAAAGGUGCAGUUGGAGAACAUCAAUGCCGGAAAGCAAAUUGCGGACGUUAUUCGAACAUGUCUGGGGCCACAGGCGAUGUUAAAGAUGUUGAUGGAUCCCAUGGGUGGGAUUGUAAUGACAAAUGACGGUAAUGCGAUCUUGCGUGAAAUUAUCGUACAACACCCAGCUGCAAAAAGCAUGAUUGAAAUCGCUCGUACUCAAGAUGAGGAAGUUGGUGAUGGUACCACAUCCGUUACUGUACUUGCCGGGGAAAUGUUGGUGGCCGCCGAACAAUUUUUAGAGCAACAAAUGCAUCCCACCAUUAUUAUUAGACAGUAUAGGCAAGCUUUAGAGGAUAUGAUAAAGCUUUUAGAGGGACCAUAUAGCAUUCCUGUUGAUAAAAAUAAUAAAGCAGCUUUAGCUAAUGUGAUUAAAGGGUGUAUUGGUACCAAAUUCAUAAGCCGUUGGUCCGAUUUAGCAGUAAAUAUUGCUUUGGAUGCGGUUAAUACUGUAACAUUGACAGAAAAUGGUCGAACAGAAGUUGAUAUUAAGCGGUAUGUCAAGGUGGAGAAAAUUCCAGGGGGUACUAUUGAAGAUUCUAAGAUUCUUGAUGGAAUUAUGGUCAAUAAGGAUGUCACUCACCCAAAAAUGAAGCGAUAUAUUGAGAACCCACGAAUAAUCUUGCUUGAUUGUAACCUUGAAUAUAAAAAAGGCGAAUCUCAAACAAACAUAGAAAUUAAAGGAGAUACGGAAUUCACUAGAUUGUUAGAACUUGAAGAAGAACACGUACGUAGACAAUGUGACGACAUAAUCGCUCUUAAACCCGACCUAAUCUUCACUGAAAAAGGCGUGUCUGAUUUAGCACAACAUUUCCUUGUUAAAGCUGGAAUAACGGCUAUCAGACGUGUAAGAAAAUCUGAUAAUAAUCGUAUCUCAAGAGCUUGUGGCGCUACAAUAGUUAAUCGAACAGAAGAACUUCAAGAAUCUGAUGUAGGCACAAGAUGUGGUCUUUUUGAGGUUAAAAAAAUAGGUGAUGAAUACUUCACUUUCUUAGUAAAAUGCCAUGAUCCAAAAGCAUGUACAAUCCUACUUCGUGGUGCAAGUAAAGAUGUGUUAAAUGAAACUGAACGAAAUUUACAAGAUGCUCUUCAAGUUGCUAGAAACAUUAUGGUCACACCACGUUUAGUUCCUGGUGGUGGAGCUAUCGAAAUGGCAAUAGCUCAGCAUUUAAUUCAGAAGGCGACUCAUGGUCCAUACCGAGCUUUAGCGCAUGCUUUGGAAAUUAUUCCCAGAACUUUGGCUCAAAAUUGCGGUGCAAACACCAUUCGUACUUUAACCGCAUUAAGAGCAAAACAUGCCGCUCAUACCGAUCAAACCUCACCAUGUACUUGGGGUAUUGAUGGUGAAACUGGAGAAUUAGUUGAGCAGAUUAAGGAAAAGGGAAUUUGGGAGCCAUUAUCUGUAAAGUUGCAAAUUUAUAAAACUGCUGUUGAAACGGCUAUUUUAUUGUUGCGUAUCGAUGAUAUUGUAUCUGGAUCAAAGAAGAAGGAUGGGAAGGAGCCCCCUAAACCAUCCGAAGUCCAACAACAAGAAUAAAAUUAGAACACUUUAAAAAAUCACUUAUCAUUAAUUUUGAAAUCAAUUCACCGCAUUUAAAAUUAAUCGUUUGCUUUACUAAGUUAUAAUUCAGUUCUGUUCUUCUAAGUAUUGUGUUUUGCUAAUAAAAUGUAUUUGAAUACUA
This is a messenger RNA of Onthophagus taurus, 1884 nucleotides long. RefSeq names its product Chaperonin containing TCP1 subunit 3 (gene CCT3). Gene Ontology annotation, biological process: protein folding. The record is from RefSeq and is a predicted model, not a curated record. NCBI's taxonomy places the organism in Eukaryota, Metazoa, Arthropoda, Insecta, Coleoptera, Scarabaeidae. Gene Ontology annotation, molecular function: ATP binding; ATP hydrolysis activity; ATP-dependent protein folding chaperone.